AUGGGUAGCAAGCCUGUGACGAGAUGGCCCGGCGCCGACCAGCAAGACCCAGAGCCCGACGAUAGCGGAGUAAGUCUUCGGUCUCCAACUCCUCCAGAAUCCGGCAAUGGUGAUAACUCCACUAUACGAAUUUGUCCAAAUUGGAUGUUUCCAGUCGCCUUGGUGCUGAUGGUAGCAAUUGUUGCAUAUUUCGUGCUCAGAAGUGUUAAACCUGAAUCCGGGACGAAUGUGAGUUCGACGCAACCACAAACCUCAUAUCUGCCAAGGUGGGCAGGCAAUUCGAGAUUUCGAACUACUGUGAAGUCACCGACACAACAAAUUUCACAUGUACCAACAUGUACGGACAACUUGCCUUUUGGAUGCGUUCCGAGUACUACUGCCCGAUAG
Mollisia scopiformis is the source of this 387-nucleotide messenger RNA. RefSeq lists its product as uncharacterized. The transcript has a single exon. The record is from RefSeq and is a predicted model, not a curated record. Lineage: Eukaryota; Fungi; Ascomycota; Leotiomycetes; Helotiales; Mollisiaceae. Bases 1 to 387 code for a protein of 128 amino acids.